Molecule: messenger RNA, 798 nt
Organism: Vicia villosa (hairy vetch)
Lineage: Eukaryota; Viridiplantae; Streptophyta; Magnoliopsida; Fabales; Fabaceae
Exons: 1
Coding region: 1-798 (265 amino acids)
Source: RefSeq, a predicted model, not a curated record
AUGAUAGGUCAGUUUCAGAUUCCUCAAAAUUACGCCACUUCGUUGCAUCACCAACCACCUUACAUGCUGCAAAAUCCUGCAGCAUUUUCCCGGCCGCCAACAUUCAAUGUCCAUCCGCCUUGCCCUGUGAAUCACAUAGGUUGGGUUAAAUGGAACGGAAACAAACUUGAGAGACGCAACGACAAACGCCAUGUAAACCCUAACGAUUCAUCAAAGACAAAUGGAUUCACAAGCAAGUUUCGACGAUUUGACUUUCCAAAGAGGAGGUUUACCAGUGGCGGACGUUUCUACCCUCCGUUAGCACCGCGCAAUACAACAUCGUUCAUAAUCCGUGCAAAGAAAUCUGGCGGCAUAGCUUCUCUGGUGUCUCCUUGUGCGACAACUCCGGCGAUCUUGACAACGCCGAUGUUGUCGCCGUCGACAGAGGUGGUUGGGGAGAUGGCGAAGGAAAAGUGGGGAGUUGAUGGAUAUGGUACAAUGAAAGGCCUAAUUCGUGUUCGGUCGGUGAAAGAAAAUUUUGAAGAAGAUGAAUAUAAUGGCGGGGAACAUUUGGAAGUAGAGAAGCGAUUGAACACUGAUUUGAGGAGGUUUGAGAUGGUAUAUCCAAGUGAAAAUAGUUUAGAGAAUAGGGUUGACGAACAGGAAUUGCAUAUUAUACGUCUUGAAGAACAAAAUCUAAUACUUAAGGAAAAAAAAUUUCUCAUUAGAGAUGAAUUAGAUGAAUUGAGACGGCGUGUUUUAUGCUUGGAAACAGAAGUAAUAAAAUUGCAAAAGUUCAACCGAGAAGAUGUUUGCUAG